AGACCAAAAUGACUGUUCCAUCAAAACCUGGAGAGAGAUUCUUUCGUUCAUGCACAGAUCUAAUUCAUAAAGAGAGGCAAGUUCUGAUCUUGACUCUGCGGCCUUCAUAAGUAGAACUUUGAUUUGCAUUUCGGUAAGGAGAGCGAAAAUGGAAGAGAAAGCGAAAGUAUAUGCAAUUUCCGAAAAGGGGUUAUUGCAAACUAAGGAGUUGUAUCAGUACAUUUUGGACACGAGCGUGUUUUCACGUGAAUUACAGCCCCUUAAGGAGCUAAGAGAAGUCUGCGCCAUCCAUCCAAGGGCCUGGAUGAGCACUGCACCAGAUGCAGGUCAGUUCAUGGCAAUUCUUCUGCAACUUCUGAAUGCUAAACGGACCAUUGAAAUUGGAGUCUUCACUGGGUACUCUCUCCUGCUCACUGCCCUGAAUAUUCCCGAGGAUGGCAAGAUAGUAGCCAUAGAUGUGGAUCGUGCAGCAUAUGAAAUGGGUUUACCCGUUAUCAAGAAAGCCGGCGUAGAGCACAAGAUCGACUUCAUUGAAUCCGAGGCUCUCCAAGCUCUCGAUGAAAUAGUGCAAAAUCCCGAUGCCGAGGGGAGCUUUGACUUCGCCUUUGUCGACGCAGACAAGGUCAACUUUUGGAAUUAUCACGAGAGAUUGAUGAAACUGGUGAAGGUAGGCGGAGUGGCCAUAUACGACAACACGCUGUGGAGAGGGACGGUCGCCAUGCCUGAAGACGCCGUCCGACAGAAACUGAAGGAGGGUCGAAAGUUAACGAUCGAGUUCAACAACCUGCUGGCCAAGGAUGCUCGCGUCCAAAUCUGCCAUGCUUCCAUCGGCGAUGGAAUGACAAUCUGCAGGCGAAUUUCCUGAAAGCAGGGAUCCCCUCUGCUUCACCGUAUCCUAGUUUGUAAGAUGUAAUCUCUGGCGUGUUCCAUCCGAAAUAAGUGAAUAAGAGCGAUGACUCUCUCUCGCGCUCUCUCUUUCUCAAA
This is a messenger RNA of Eucalyptus grandis, 984 nucleotides long. RefSeq names its product probable caffeoyl-CoA O-methyltransferase At4g26220. The transcript has 6 exons. Bases 149 to 865 code for a protein of 238 amino acids. NCBI's taxonomy places the organism in Eukaryota, Viridiplantae, Streptophyta, Magnoliopsida, Myrtales, Myrtaceae. Gene Ontology annotation, molecular function: S-adenosylmethionine-dependent methyltransferase activity; O-methyltransferase activity. The record is from RefSeq and is a predicted model, not a curated record.